Messenger RNA from Desarmillaria tabescens, 1472 nucleotides. Its product is annotated as Rad9-domain-containing protein. Lineage: Eukaryota; Fungi; Basidiomycota; Agaricomycetes; Agaricales; Physalacriaceae. Gene Ontology annotation, biological process: cellular response to ionizing radiation; mitotic intra-S DNA damage checkpoint signaling; DNA replication checkpoint signaling. The transcript has 7 exons. Gene Ontology annotation, cellular component: checkpoint clamp complex. Bases 48 to 1472 code for a protein of 474 amino acids. The record is from RefSeq and is a predicted model, not a curated record.
CGCGAUCCUCUCUACGAUCAACCCGAACCGCGAGUCCGCGACGCGAUAUGCAGGCCACCUUAGACGCUGCGGCACUCAAACCUUUCACUAAGGCCUUGACUUGCAUCUCAAGAUAUGGCGACGAACUAACUCUGAACGCUACGCCGGAAUGCCUCUCCUUGUCUGCUACAAACUCGUCCAAAUCUGCCUACUGUCGGUUCAAAUACGAGAGCCAGUUCUUCCAAAAAUACAAAAUUGGCUCCUUGGAUUCAUUGGCAGAUGACAUCGAAGAAGUUACGCAAGUUACUGGUCAACUUCUUACCAAGUUACUUUUAUCUAUACUCAAGCACAGAACUGUCGAAAAAACUGUCGAGAAGUGUGAACUGUCUAUCGUAGAAGGUGGUAACACGGACGAUGAAGCUCAGGAUGGUCUUGAAAGUAGGCUGAUUGUAUGCUUACAUUGCAGACAUGGCGUUAUAAAGACACAUAGACUGCUGCUCUCCACACCUACAUCCUUAAUGGCUCCGGGUAUUCCAGAUAAUUCGACGGAAUCGUUGUUAACAAUAGGACCAAGAGCUAUCAGGGACAUGAUUGAACAUUUUACAUCCACCAAGAACGGAAAAUCUGAUCCUCAGCUCAUCUGGAACUUUGGACAACAUGAGGUCGAAGUGAAGAGUUUGGAAUCAUCUGUUGACUCCAAGGGAAAAUCUCAGCUUUCGACAGAGCUGUCAAUAAGUUCGGAAGAGUUCGAUGUCUAUAAUCUAUAUGCUGCGCCCACCGUCAUUGCUUUUCACCUUCGCGAAUUCAAUGCCACCAUUGCAUUCACUGACUCAUUAUCAGUCACUAUGGAUAUACGAUUUACAGAUCCAGCAGCGCCUCUAUUCAUAGAUGUUGACGGGGACAGUUUCACGGCUCUGUUCGUCAUAUCAACUAGCCAAGUACAGGGCAUGCCUAGCAGUCAAUCCCAGCAAGUGCUCAUUAAUAGGCACAAACGCGAGCACGAAGAAGACAAUGAAGAUGAGAAACGAUUCAAGAAACCCAUGAAAGCCGUCCGCCAGUCGGUUCCUCCUGCUUCCGUGUCAAAAUCACGGAAUGUGACUCCUGCGCAAUCUUCUAUACCUCAACCAAGUCUCGCACCUCCUUCCUCGUUCCCCCAAGCUCACCCUGAAGAUCCCGCGGCUGAGUUGAUGCCACCGCCGCCUUCUCCACAACCACGCGAGCCCCUUUUCUUCCCAUCAUCAUCUCAGAUCACCCACAAUGAAGCGGAGGAUGUGUCUGGAUUAGGCCUCGACCAGAUGACUGCAGAGGAAGUGAACAUGAUGCUUGAUGGUGACGCUGAUGAAAGCAUGCUCGACCUGGAGACGGGCGAGCGGCCCAUCGACUUGGCAAAUGAUCCAGGUAGCUCGGGCAUGAUGGAGGAACCAUCCUUUGGACCAACGCAAUCUUACCACCUGGAGGAGUCAAAAGCAUUCCAACCUCUCUUCGACGAUUAA